AUGCCAUCCCAAGACCAGCUCAAGGAGAUCUUCAACCUCUACGAUGAGGAACUCGAUGGUAAGAUCGACGGUACCCAGAUCGGCGAUGUUGUGAGAGCCGCUGGACUCAAGCCAACUCAGGCGAUGGUCGUCAAGGCUUCCGGCCAGGAGUUCAAGCGCAAGGGCGAGAAGAGAAUCGCGUUCGAGGAGUGGCUCCCGAUCUACGAGCAGCUCUCUAAGGAAAAGGAGCAGGGAACCUACGCUGACUUCGUCGAGGGAUUGAAGGUUUUCGACAAGGAAGAGACCGGAAAGAUCUUGUGCGCAGAGCUCAGACACAUUCUUCAAGCUCUCGGUGAGCGACUCUCCGCUGAUGAGGCCGAUGAGCUUCUCAAGGGAAUUGAAGACGCUGAAGGCAUGGUCAAAUACGAAGACUUCGUCAAGAAGGUUUUGGCCGGACCAUUCCCAGACCAGGACUAG
This is a messenger RNA of Caenorhabditis bovis, 456 nucleotides long. The record is from the annotation of a GenBank genome assembly. Lineage: Eukaryota; Metazoa; Nematoda; Chromadorea; Rhabditida; Rhabditidae.